This is a messenger RNA of Prunus armeniaca (apricot), 213 nucleotides long. Lineage: Eukaryota; Viridiplantae; Streptophyta; Magnoliopsida; Rosales; Rosaceae. The record is from the annotation of a GenBank genome assembly.
AUGUCGUGCCCAAGUCCCAGCCUCCCUCUCAACACAGAGGGAGAGAAACAGAGAGUGAGAGGAAGAACACCCAAAGAGGAGGAACAAACCAAACAAAAGGGCUUGGUUCUUUGGGUGACGCUUCUCAGAGGAAACGAUAUCGUCGUUGGGAAAGUGAUUCUUCCACUGCUUUGCUCCCAAAAAUCGAUCUUUUCAAAAGGAACCGGAGCUUAG